This is a messenger RNA of Sporisorium graminicola, 882 nucleotides long. RefSeq lists its product as uncharacterized. Gene Ontology annotation, biological process: nucleobase-containing compound metabolic process. The record is from RefSeq and is a predicted model, not a curated record. Lineage: Eukaryota; Fungi; Basidiomycota; Ustilaginomycetes; Ustilaginales; Ustilaginaceae. The transcript has a single exon. The coding region runs from base 1 to 882 and encodes 293 amino acids. Gene Ontology annotation, molecular function: ATP binding; AMP kinase activity. Gene Ontology annotation, cellular component: cytoplasm.
AUGGCGAGCUCGAUCGCAGCUCGGUCCUUCCGAGUCCACACUGCCACGUGCAAUCGCGCUGUCGGAAGCAUCCGAUGCUUCACAGCCUCGCACCAUGCUCGUCAAGCCGCUUCUGCUGCGGACACACAAAUGCGAAUGCUCAUCGUCGGCUCACCCGGCUCAGGCAAAGGAACCCAAUCAACACGUCUGCUGAAGCACUACGCCUUCUCCGUGCUGUCUGCAGGCGAUGUGCUGCGCUCGCACAUUCAGCGGGGCACCUCGAUUGGACAACGCGCGGACGCGGUGAUCAAGCAGGGCGGGCUGAUGCCAGACGAGGUCAUGAUGGACCUGAUCGGUGCCGAAGUCAAGACGCUCGGCGAGAGCGAUUGGCUGCUGGAUGGCUUCCCUCGAACGCUGGGGCAGGCAGAGAUGCUGGAUGGCAUGCUCGAGGAGCAGGGAAAGCCGUUGAAGCUAGUGGUGAAUCUGGAUGUUCCGGAGGACGUCAUUCUCGACCGCAUCCUUCAACGGUGGACGCACCUCCCCUCAGGCCGUGUCUACAACCUCUCCUACAAUCCUCCCAAGGUCGAAGGGAAAGACGACAUCACUGGCGAACCGCUCUCGAAGCGCCAAGAUGACAACGUCGAAACCUUCGGCAAACGUCUCAAGUCGUUCCACGCUCAGACCGAACCCAUGCUGCAACACUACCGCGCCAAGUCAGCCGGCAUCAUCGACAUCGACUGCCGCAGCUCCAAGGCGGAUGGUACUCCGACCGACGGCUCGGAACUGUUCGUCAACUUGAAAGGCGAUACAUCGAACCAGAUCUGGCCGCACCUGCUCAAGAUUGUCCAGGCAAGAUUCCCGCACUUGCAGAAAGCAACGGCCACCAGCGUAGAUACCAAGUAG